AUGGAGCACUCAGAUGGCAACUCCACACAGCCACUUCUCACAAACACUGCAGAUGAUUCCCAUCCACACCCACAAACCGCCGCAGUUUUCACAGCUGGCACCCCUGACAUCGCUCCUAUCACCGGCCCCGGCGACUUCUACAGGGAAUUCAUGGUGGAGUCCAAGAAGCUCUGGUUCCUCGCCGGUCCCGCCAUCUUUUCCUUCGUCUCAAAGUAUUCCCUAGGCGCCUUCACUCAAAUAUUUGCUGGCCACGUCGGAACCAUUGACCUCGCCGCCGUAUCCGUCGAGAACUCCCUCAUCGCUGGCUUCUCCUUCGGUAUAAUGCUAGGGAUGGGAAGCGCGUUGGAAACGCUGUGUGGGCAAGCAGUGGGGGCAGGGAAUCUUGACAUGCUAGGCUUGAACUAUUCUGAAUCUCAUAGGCCAAGACCCCAACAUAUCUCAAGCUGCGGGAAAAUUCGCCGUAUGGAUGAUUCCGCAGCUGUUUGCAUACGCGCUCAAUUUUCCGGUGGCGAAGUUCUUGCAGGCGCAGAGCAAGGUGAUGGUGAUCGCUGUGAUAUCCGGGGUGGCCAUGGUGGUGCACCCGUUGUUGAGCUGGUUGCUAAUAAUGAAGGUGGAGUGGGGUCUGGUGGGUGCGGCGGUGGUGCUAAAUGGGUCGUGGUGGUUUAUAGUAGUGGCUCAGUUGGGUUAUGUGUUCAGUGGUUGGUCUUGGAAACAUGGUACUUCAUGGCCAUCAUCUUGUUCGCUGGAUACCUGAAAAAUGCAGAAAUAUCCGUCGACGCCUUCUCUAUCUGUGUGAGAAUAUCGAAUGAACUAGGAGCACAUCACCCAAGAACAGCAUUGUUUUCUCUGGUGGUGGCUGUGAUGACUUCAAUUUUGAUAGGACUUUUACUGGCUCUUGUUUUGAUGAUCUCACGGAAUGAGUACCCUUCUCUGUUUUCAAACGACACAGAAGUAAAAAAAUUGGUGAAGGAACUAACACCAUUCUUAUGCUUCUGCAUUGUAAUUAAUAACGUUCAACCUGUUCUUUCAGGAGUUGCAAUUGGGGCUGGAUGGCAGGCUCUUGUUGCGUAUGUAAACAUAGGAUGCUAUUAUCUUUUCGGAAUUCCUGUUGGUCUUGUAUUGGGUUACAAGGUUGACUGGGGUGUCAAGUUAUUUAUUGUGGUGAAUUGUUGGAUUUCAGGGAAUCUGGCUUGGAAUGAUGUCAGGGACAUUGCUGCAAACGCCUCCCUUGCCAAAGAUAGGAUACGGACAUGGGGUGGACAUAAGAAAGCCAACGACAAAGAAAACACACAAGAAACAUGA
Messenger RNA from Sphenostylis stenocarpa, 1302 nucleotides. NCBI's taxonomy places the organism in Eukaryota, Viridiplantae, Streptophyta, Magnoliopsida, Fabales, Fabaceae. The record is from the annotation of a GenBank genome assembly.